Molecule: messenger RNA, 1286 nt
Organism: Mauremys reevesii (Reeves's turtle)
Lineage: Eukaryota; Metazoa; Chordata; Testudines; Geoemydidae
Product: histone H2A-beta, sperm-like
Exons: 3
Coding region: 274-711 (145 amino acids)
Cellular component (GO): nucleosome
Molecular function (GO): DNA binding; protein heterodimerization activity; structural constituent of chromatin
Source: RefSeq, a predicted model, not a curated record
UGGUCAGCUGAUCUAGAAUAAAAGCUGCUAAUAAGAUGGCUACUGUUGAGAAGUUAAAAAGAAGGCAGCUAGCUUCUCUUAGAAGAAGCAUUUGCUGGAUAUAGUGACUCAUAAGCUUAGGAUAGGAUAAAGUAAGGUUUAUUGAAGGCAGGCAUGGGAGAAAACGAUUCACCAAAUUUAAACAAAACCUGUUGUAGGAGAGAGAUGGCUUAAAGAGAGAAUUACUGGUGGUGAGCUGUAUUUCAAGAUGAAGAAAUUAGGGAAUUAUCUAGAAUGUCUGGACGUGGAAAGAAAAAUGUGGUGGCCGCAAAACCUACAGUUCUAUCAAGAAAAACAAAGUCAGCGAAGGCUGGUCUGCAAUUCCCAGUGGGUCGUAUCCACCGGCUUCUCAAAAGAGGGAACUAUGCUGAGAGAAUAGGUGCUGGCGCUCCUGUUUACCUGGCGGCUGUGCUGGAAUAUCUGAUUGCUGAGAUAUUGGAACUGGCAGGAAAUGCUGCCCGUGAAAACAAGAAAAGCAGGAUUGGGCCACGACACAUCCAGCUGGCCGUGAGGAAUGACGAAGAGCUGAACAAGCUGUUUGCCGAUGUGACCAUUGCUGAAGGAGGAGUUAUGCCCAACAUCCUUUCCCAGCUUCUUCCCAAGAAAACUCUUAAAGAUCCUUUACCAAGAGAGGAUGCUACUGCUUCCCAGGAAGAAUCCAGUAACCACUGACUUACUCCUGCCUUUCCUUUGACUCGUGUUUAUCAAUGCUCUAUAUGUGCUAACACUGCUAAAUAUUACUCAGGGUGAUUUGUUUUAAUGUUUGUGUGUCUUUUAGAUGUUUGUAAUAAACUUUCUAGAAUUCAGCAGUUAACUCGAUCUAUUCUUUCCCUUCAGGGAGAAGGGAGAAUGAACUUUCUCCAGGAAAAGUCUAGGUUGCAGCUCUUAAACAAACAACGUGCUUCUUUAGCACUUUCAAAGCAAGCAUGCUCAGAGGCAAGCUAGCCUGGCCUCCGAGCCUGUGUUAGACUCCAAGGUCUAACUAAAUCUCCAAAAAGAAGAGUGUGGGGAGAGCACAGAUUCUUUGCAUCUAUGGAUGUAAUGAAAGUGAGAGGCCUCUGUAGUGGGGAGGGAUGAAGGGAAAUGGAAGACCUCUGCUUUUACAUGCUAAAAUAAUGACAAAUCCAUCUUCAUAUAUUAACUUGUAAUGGAGAAGUUGAGUCCAAUACCUUUAAUGGUCAUGCACACUGUAGAAUGGAUUUAUUACUCCCUGAUCAGCUAAAAGCCAUUGUGUUUGGUUUUUUUUU